This is a messenger RNA of Bactrocera latifrons, 1892 nucleotides long. RefSeq names its product U2 small nuclear ribonucleoprotein auxiliary factor 35 kDa subunit-related protein 2. Gene Ontology annotation, molecular function: pre-mRNA 3'-splice site binding; metal ion binding. Gene Ontology annotation, cellular component: spliceosomal complex; U2AF complex. NCBI's taxonomy places the organism in Eukaryota, Metazoa, Arthropoda, Insecta, Diptera, Tephritidae. The transcript is spliced from 7 exons. The record is from RefSeq and is a predicted model, not a curated record. Bases 50 to 1570 code for a protein of 506 amino acids. Gene Ontology annotation, biological process: mRNA splicing, via spliceosome.
CUGACUUUUACAGCUGUGAAGAAUUCGUCUAAAAGAAUUAUUUAAAAAAAUGCCGGGUAAAAGGAGACCGUGGCGAAAGGAAUUAAAAAAACAACAACGAAAACGCAAAAGACAAAAUGUUGCCAUCACACGCGAUCGACUGUUGGAAGAAGAAGAAGCAAGGAAACUCAAAGAUUGUGCCUAUCAACAGUUUUUAAAACAGCAAGAGCUGCUUGAAGCGCAGAAAUUACGUGAAAUUGAAAGAUUGCAUGACGCAGAAGAAGAAGCUUGGCUUAGGCGUGAUCUAUUAGCUCAUCGUCAGUUCCGAAUACAACAACAGCAACGUGCCGCAGCGGAAGUUGCUAUACGCGUAAAGCAAGAAAAGGAGUUGAUAGCGAAGUUAGCAGAGGAGCAACAGCGACAUGUUGAACGUGAAAAGCGUGAAGCGGCCGCUACUGUUGAAUUUGAAGAAAUAAUGAAGUGUAUGGAAAGAUUUCUCAAUAAUGGGGGUGAGCCGCCGCCCGAACUACGUCGUGUGGUAGAAUCACGACCCGGACAGAAGUUAUGUGCCUUAUAUGAACGAACAAAUUGCUGCCGUUAUGGACCGUCUUGCAUUAACAAUCAUCGUCGACCAUUACUCUCCAAUAUCAUUGUGGUGCGUCACUUCUUUAUGCAUCCCCUGUUGGAAGAGGAAAACGAACACCCGGAAUAUGCAAAUGCUGAUGGCAACCUAGAGUUAAGUGAACAGGAUUUAUCUGAAGCUUACAAUGAAUUCUUUGAAGAUGUUGUGCCGGAAUUCGAAGUGUUCGGCUAUAUACAGAAUUUUAGGGCAAUACGAAAUACAUUGCGGCACUUGCGAGGACAUGUAUUUGUCGAGUAUAUGGAGGAAAGAUCUGCUCUAAAGACUUUUAUAAAGCUACAAGGACGUUAUUAUGCUGGAAAACAACUAAAUGUUGAAUUUGCAAACAUACAGACGUGGCGUAGUGCAAUUUGUGGUUUAUCACAUUCGCGUAAAUGCCUCAACGGCAACAAAUGUCAUUAUUUACAUUUGUUUAAUAAUCCAGACAAUAAGUACAAUACACCAAUGGUUAUUAAUAGAACACCCAGUAUUAAAGCAUAUAUGGCCACGCCGUUGCUAAGCUGGAAUGCGGUGACAGCAAGCGAUGUGAAGCAAAGCUCGCGCAAUUGGCGUUGGUCUGAGAGCCCUGAAGUGGAGAUUUCAGCAGCGAGAGAUGCGUUGGAGACUAAUAAGACCAAAACUAGCAACACAAAACGCAGUAGUGAAGUUGAAGAUAUCGAUCACAUGAACGUUGAGCAAACUAGUGUCAAGAGUCAUAGUGAUAAUAACAAAAAGCAUAAACGACAAAAACAUAAACAUGAACGCGAUAAAGCGCAUAAGAAGCAUAAAAGGAGGCGUGCGGACAGUUCCGACAGCGUUAAUAGUGAAGAUGAACGUCGUGAUAAACGCCAGAGUAAGCAACGAGCAACUUAUAACGAUGACAGCAAUAAGCAUAGACGAUCCACUGUAGAGGCUCAUAAAAAAAUAUUAAACAGAGAUAAAAGCCGAAGCCGCUCAAAAUACAAGAGAUAAAAGUAGUUUAAAAAAAGGGAAUAAGAGAAAAACAAUAUCGACAAUUUCGUGAGCUUGAUAGCUCAGCACCGUAAUAUUUAUUAUUUAGUUGAUAACUGAUGACACCAGUACACGUAAAUACAAAAGCGUAUGCAGCAAAAGUUAAAAGUUGCUUCCGCUUUGGUAAACGUUUGGACUUAAUUAUAAGCACUGAAUGACAGUAACUUGGCUUCCAACUAGAUGCUUUGUCCUGGCUGCAUUGUAGUUGUAAGGUAUGAUAAUAUAAUAUAUUGUACUGAAAUAAAAUUCUAGAAAUUUUCAAAAUUGAGUUGUAAAAAAAUUG